CAGUGCAUAAUCCUUCCCAAAAAUUUUCCUACAUCUAAAUUUUAGCUCUCACGUCAUCAGGUAGAGUAAGGAUAUUUUUUAUUCGCUAUAUUAGCGUCAUCAUCAUAUUGUUUAACGAGUUAUUGUGCGUCCAUGCAACGGGAGUGAUUACGUGUGAUCGGUCACACGCGGGCUAUCGCGCGUGAGCUGUUCGAUUGCCGGCCAGGUAGGGAGGAGGAGGGGGCACCACGCCGCCCAAGGUCAGCGUCGACCGCGGCUGUCGGCGAGCGGGCCCGUAUGCCUCCGCACGCCCCAUGCUGCCCGGUCCACUUGCACCCCUCGAUCCGCGCAAAACACGCGCCUUGACCACCAUAUAUGCGCCGCGGAAAUUCAAAACACGGAAACAUAGAACGGCGCAAUCCAGGAUGCUGGACAACGACAUCCAGUUCAAAAACACACUAUCUCCUUUCCUCCCUUUGCCUGCAAUUGGACAGAAAAGUGAGAAAUCCAAAACAAAAGUUAUUGUUUUGGAUUUGAACAAGAACGAAGAGGGUGGUUUGGAUAAAUCCGCUAUCAAGUUGCACGACGUAUUGAAACCACUUACGCCUUUGAGGAUUCACGGAUAUGUGAGAAAGAAUUCUUUAGACCUGGACAAAAAGAAACCUCAGCAGCUUUUAAGGGAGAACACAUACGAUGUUAUAGAGCCAAUAUAUCUCAAUGCAGCUAAAGUAAGAAAAAGAGACGCAUCGAUAACUAGAAGAGCUCUAACGACUGUGAAUUCUGAAAGUGUAGAACAUGCAGAAGAUCCGCCGAAAGUAUCUCCGAAGACAAGGUUUAAGAAAGCUGCUAUGCAAGUAGCGAAACUUACAUCGAUGCCCGAAACGGGCAAGUUAUUAAGUUUAAGAGAAAGACAAACGUUUCAUUUGUGUCUGAAUGACGAUGAUAAAUCUUCGUGUCGUUUAGAAGAGUUGCCAAAAAGUCCCACUCAAAAACUGAAUAAGCUUACGGAAAUUUUCCAAAACUUGGAAAUGAAAGGCCGACACAGAGACAGGAUGAAAAAAGAAAAUAGUUGGUUUUAGUUAAGAAAUUUUUAAAAAUAUCUAGCAUAAGGUUGAUUGCAGUAUUUACGUGUUUUCUAUGAAGUUUUUAUGAUAAAGAAGAAAACGGUUAAGUGAUAAUAUUAAUACAAUAAGAGUUUAUUUUUGUUAUAGAAUACAAAAUGUUUAAUGUUUACGAAAAAAGAAGAUAUUUCUGAUAUUGCUCAAAGUUUUGGUGUCGUGCAUACCUUCUUGACUAAAUGUUACAUUUAAGUGUGUGUAUU
Achroia grisella is the source of this 1300-nucleotide messenger RNA. RefSeq lists its product as uncharacterized. The transcript has a single exon. The record is from RefSeq and is a predicted model, not a curated record. Bases 294 to 1058 code for a protein of 254 amino acids. Lineage: Eukaryota; Metazoa; Arthropoda; Insecta; Lepidoptera; Pyralidae.